This is a messenger RNA of Galeopterus variegatus (Sunda flying lemur), 3968 nucleotides long. RefSeq names its product protein tyrosine phosphatase, non-receptor type 14 (gene PTPN14). Bases 161 to 3721 code for a protein of 1186 amino acids. NCBI's taxonomy places the organism in Eukaryota, Metazoa, Chordata, Mammalia, Dermoptera, Cynocephalidae. The transcript has 18 exons. The record is from RefSeq and is a predicted model, not a curated record. Gene Ontology annotation, molecular function: protein tyrosine phosphatase activity. Gene Ontology annotation, biological process: protein dephosphorylation; lymphangiogenesis. Gene Ontology annotation, cellular component: cytoskeleton.
AUGUUUGCAGCUGUCUUCCAGAGGACCACACUGGGCAUGGACACCUUUUUCCAUACCUGGAGGAGCACGGGUGGUAGCAUAGUCGUCCGAUCACGAAGCUGCUAAGCCAUCCCAGGCAGAGGCGCCAGGAGAGGAGGGCAGCGUGCAAGGCCACAUAGCCAUGCCUUUUGGUCUGAAGCUCCGCCGGACACGGCGCUACAACGUCCUGAGCAAGAACUGCUUUGUCACCCGGAUCCGCCUGUUGGACAGCAAUGUUAUCGAGUGCACACUGUCGGUGGAGAGCACGGGGCAGGAGUGCCUGGAGGCUGUGGCCCAGAGGCUGGAGUUGCGUGAGACGCACUACUUUGGCCUUUGGUUUCUCAGCAAGAGCCAGCAAGCACGAUGGGUGGAGCUGGAGAAGCCUCUCAAGAAGCAUCUGGACAAAUUCGCUAAUGAGCCUCUGCUUUUCUUUGGAGUCAUGUUCUAUGUGCCAAAUGUGUCUUGGCUUCGGCAAGAGGCCACAAGAUAUCAGUAUUACCUGCAAGUCAAAAAAGACGUGCUUGAGGGGCGAUUACGGUGUACGUUGGAACAGGUGAUUCGGCUAGCCGGCUUAGCUGUGCAAGCUGAUUUUGGAGACUAUAAUCAAUUUGAUUCUCAAGAUUUUCUCAGAGAAUAUGUGCUAUUUCCUAUGGACCUGGCCCUGGAGGAGGCUGUUCUGGAGGAACUGACCCAGAAGGUAGCCCAAGAACACAAAGCCCACAGUGGAAUCCUGCCAGCAGAAGCUGAGCUUAUGUACAUCAAUGAAGUGGAGCGUUUGGAUGGAUUUGGACAAGAGAUUUUCCCUGUGAAGGACAAUCAUGGAAACAGUGUGCACCUUGGCAUUUUCUUCAUGGGCAUUUUCGUGAGGAACAGAAUUGGAAGACAAGCAGUAAUAUACAGGUGGACCGACGUUGGGAAUAUCACUCACAACAAGUCGGCGAUUCUGGUGGAGCUCAUCAACAAAGAAGAGACCGCCCUCUUUCACACGGAUGAUAUCGAAAAUGCCAAGUAUAUUUCUCGGUUGUUUUCUACAAGGCACAAGUUUUAUAAACAAAACAAAAUCUGCACUGAACAAUCAAAUUCUCCACCCCCCAUCAGACGCCAACCCACCUGGAGCCGGUCCUCUCUGCCCAGGCAGCCGCUGUGCAUUCUGCCACCCAUGCACGUCCAGUGUGGCGAGCACUACUCGGAGACACACACUUCACAAGACAGCAUUUUCCAUGGGAACGAAGAGGCCUUCUAUUGCAACUCUCACAACAGCCUGGAUUUGAAUUAUUUAAAUGGCACCGUCACCAAUGGCAGCGUGUGCAGCGUUCACAGUGUCAACUCACUCAACUGCUCGCAAAGUUUCAUCCAGGCUUCUCCCAUGUCCUCCAACCUCAGUAUCCCUGGAAGUGACAUCAUGCGGGCCGACUACAUACCUAGCCACCGGCAUAGUGCAAUCAUCGUGCCAUCUUACAGGCCAACCCCCGAUUACGAGACAGUUAUGCGUCAGAUGAAGAGGGGGAUCCUGCAUACAGACAGCCAGAGCCAGUCCCUGCGGAACCUCAACAUCAUCAACACCCACGCCUACAACCAGCCAGAGGAUCUGGUGUACAGCCAACCGGAGAUGCGGGAGAGACACCCCUACACCGUCCCUUAUGGGCCGCCAGGGGGCUAUGGUAACAAACUUGUCAGUCCAUCUGACCAGAUGAACCCGAAGAAUAACACAGUACCGAGCAAGCCCGGGACAAGUGCCAUCUCGCACACGGUGAGCACCCCGGAGCUGGCCAACAUGCAGCUCCAAGGCUCCCACAACUACAGCGCAGCCCACAUGCUCAAGAACUAUCUCUUCAGGCCACCGCCCCCCUAUCCCCGGCCCCGCCCUGCCACCAGCACCCCAGACCUUGCCAGCCAUCGCCAUCAGUAUGUCAGCGGCAGCAGCCCGGACCUGGUGACCCGGAAGGUGCAGUUGUCAGUGAAGACCUUCCAGGAGGACAGCUCCCCAGUGGUGCACCAGUCUCUCCAGGAGGUGAGCGAGCCCCUGACGGCCACCAAGCACCACGGCACGGUGAACAAGCGCCACAGCCUGGAGGUGAUGAACAGCAUGGUGCGGGGCAUGGAGGCCAUGACGCUCAAGUCGCUGCACCUGCCCAUGGUGCGCCACAACACCCUCCGGGAGCAGGGCCCACCCGCUGAGGGCCCUGGUGGCCAUGAGGCCCGCCAGCUGCCGCAGUACCGCCACCAGAAGACGUUCUCCGACGCCACCAUGCUGAUCCAUAGCAGCGAGAGUGAGGAGGAGGAGGAGGCCCCUGAGGUGGUGCCGCAGAUCCCCGCGCUCCGGGAGAAGAUGGAGUACAGUGCCCAGCUGCAGGCGGCCCUGGCCCGGAUCCCCAACAAACCCCCGCCCGAGUACCCGGGACCCAGGAAGAGCGUCAGCAAUGGGGCGCUGAGGCCAGACCAGGUCAGCCUGCCCCCCGCCAUGGCCAGAGCCAGGGUGCUGAGGCCGGGGCCCGCCAAGGCCAUCAGCGUGUCCCGACCUGACCAGCUGGCUGUCAACGGGGCCUCCCUGGGUCCUUCCAUCUCUGAACCUGACCUGACGAGCGUGAAGGAGAGGGUCAAGAAGGAGCCUGUGAAGGAGAGACCUGUGUCUGAGAUGUUCUCCCUGGAGGACAGCAUCAUAGAAAGGGAGAUGCUGCUGAGGAAUCUAGAGAAGCAGAAGAUGGCAGGUCUGGAGACACAGAAGAGGCCGCUGAUGUUGGCAGCGUUGAAUGGGCUCUCGGUGGCACGGGUCUCGGGGCGGGAAGAGAGUCGAGUUGAUGCCACCCGGAUUCCCAUGGACGAGAGGUUCAGAGCCUUGAAGAAGAAGCUAGAAGAGGGUAUGGUGUUCACAGAAUAUGAGCAAAUUCCAAAGAAAAAGGCAAACGGCAUUUUCAGCACAGCGGCUCUUCCAGAAAAUGCUGAGCGCAGCCGAAUCCGCGAGGUGGUCCCCUAUGAGGAGAAUCGAGUGGAGCUGAUACCAACCAAAGAAAACAAUACAGGAUACAUUAAUGCCUCCCACAUCAAGGUGGUGGUUGGUGGGGCAGAAUGGCACUACAUAGCCACUCAGGGGCCCCUGCCACACACGUGCCACGACUUCUGGCAGAUGGUGUGGGAGCAGGGCGUGAACGUGAUUGCCAUGGUCACUGCAGAAGAGGAGGGUGGACGAACCAAAAGCCACCGAUAUUGGCCCAAACUGGGUUCCAAACACAGCUCGGCCACCUAUGGCAAGUUCAAGGUCACCACCAAGUUCCGAACAGAUUCUGGUUGCUAUGCAACCACAGGCUUGAAGGUCAAGCAUCUUUUGUCUGGUCAGGAAAGGACAGUGUGGCAUUUGCAGUAUACCGACUGGCCAGAUCACGGCUGCCCAGAAGACGUCCAAGGAUUUUUGUCCUACCUGGAGGAAAUCCAGUCAGUCCGUCGCCAUACCAACAGCAUGCUGGAAGGCACUGAAAACCGGCACCCUCCCAUCGUGGUGCACUGCAGUGCUGGGGUGGGAAGGACCGGUGUGGUCAUUCUUUCUGAGCUGAUGAUCUACUGCCUGGAGCAUAACGAAAAGGUGGAAGUGCCAAUGAUGCUGAGGCUCCUCAGGGAGCAAAGGAUGUUCAUGAUCCAGACCAUUGCUCAGUACAAGUUUGUCUAUCAAGUCCUCAUCCAGUUCCUCCAAAACUCCAGACUCAUUUAAUCUUCCCGAUCCAACUCCUGGAGGAGGGACCCAGCUCCAAUGUGCAGAUGGAGAGUUACCUCCAGACAACAUCUACUCCCCCAGCGGGGACAGAUAGCUGGCAGCAGGCAGGCCACAGGCUCUCUGAAGACGGGAGUCAAGAUUACUUACAAGCAACAUGUAUUAUUUUAUAUGAGAUAAUUUAUUUUUUCCCCUUUGGAAUAACUUUUGUGAAUUAUUAUAAUACAGUUUUCACAUUAUUAUAGUA